Messenger RNA from Ruditapes philippinarum (Manila clam), 3765 nucleotides. Its product is annotated as neuroplastin-like. Gene Ontology annotation, biological process: cell-cell adhesion. The record is from RefSeq and is a predicted model, not a curated record. Bases 27 to 1232 code for a protein of 401 amino acids. NCBI's taxonomy places the organism in Eukaryota, Metazoa, Mollusca, Bivalvia, Venerida, Veneridae. The transcript has 8 exons.
GAUCCCAUUUACAUCACAGUUGACGCAUGCGCAUAAUUAAAGCAGCCAUUUUCUAUUUUGACAGCCAUAGUCCUAGAACGGGUUCAAGAACGAAGAUGUGGAAAUUAAGUUUAAUUCUGUGUCUUGUGUAUAUUUCAUCCGUCUUUGGGCAAGGAAGUAUAGAUCUAAAAAUUAUUCCUGAAAAGACAUAUAAGUUGAUACUUGAGGGAGCUGAGUUAAAACUGGAUUGUGUUGUAGAAUUCACAGGAAAACCUAAUGUAAAAGCUGAAUUUUAUAAAGAUGACAACUUGCUUCCAGAAGGCACACAUAAUGGAUAUCAUGUAAGUGUAAGUGAGAGUGUUAUAGUAGAUCUGGACUUAUAUAGGAGCACAACAACAUUGAUCAAAAAUGUAACUGAUGCCAAUGACAAGGGUAAAUAUGAAUGCCGUGCUCAGAGAGGUACAGACAACGGAAUGGAUUCAAUUGAAGUUAUGACAUUUACUGCUAGUGGAGGUGAUGGGGAGCUACCAGGGAAAGAUGGUGACACUGUUGAAUUACCAUGUGAUAUAAACAUCAAAGCUGUCACAAUUGAUGUUGACUAUACAAUCUCCUGGGAACGAGAUGGGACAAGCCUUGUAGAUGGUGAUAAAUAUAAAAUAAGCAACAACACACUGCAAAUCUUCAAACCAACACGAGCAGAUUUAGGAGCUUACCAAUGUGUAGUAGUUAUAUUCCCUACCUCCGAGGUGGAGAAACAGACUGUUCGUACCAAACCGUCUUACCUUAAAGCAAGUCCAAAAAUAGAGUCCCAUGACAACAAUAAGAAUAUGGUUCAAGGUGAUAAUCUUGAACUGAAAUGUAAAGUAUCUGGCUACCCUACACCCACUGUGUCUUGGUUCAAAGAUGAAAAAGAGAUUGAAACGACCACGAGGAUUCACACACUGGAGUAUGAGGGGGCAAUGGGCAAGUUGAUGAUUUAUUCUCUCGAAGAUGAAGAUGAGGGGAUCUAUAAAUGUCUGGCUGAAAAUGAAGUGGCACCUUACAAUGCUACAGCUGAGAUGAGAGUUAGAGUAAAAGACAAGCUUGCUGCUCUUUGGCCAUUCCUUGGUAUUGUUGCAGAAGUUAUAGUUCUGUGUGUUAUUAUCCUCGUCUAUGAGAAGAGAAGAAGCAAGAAACUUGAAGAGGAAGAUGCUGCCGAUGGCAACCAGGAGAACCCAGUUGAUCACAAAGAUGUCCGUCACAGAAGAACUUAAGUUAGCAAAGUUCACCAGACAUAGGGUGAUAUUGAUAGGAAAGAUGAUAAUAAAAACAAAGAAAAUCCAAAAAUGUUAACAUGAAUUUUAAAUUGUGUCACUUACUGUGAUUCAUUUCAGAUCUCAAAAAAUCAUUCAGUAAUUUACUGAUAAAAAAAAGUUCUUUUUUGUUUUUUAACAAAGAUGUGUAUAUUAAGUACAGUAAAAUAUAGCUUCUAUUUUCUCUCUCUUUAACAAUAUAUAAAUCCUUGUUCAAAAACAAUAACAUUUUACUUAAUAUGAAAUGAUGCUAUACAAUGUAUAGAAAACUUAAUGUUGAUUUUAUUGUAACAUGAUGACAACUGUAAAUUAUAAGUCUGUGUUUAAAAUAUCACAAAUCCUUUAAGAUGAACUUAGUUAUUGGUAAAUUAUGUUUAUGUUUUAUUCCUUUUUUACAUAAUUUCAAGCUGUUGCUUAACAUGUACAUGAAAAAGGAUGAUAGGAUGAUGGAAGUGCUGUGUAGAUGAUACUAUGAUAGAUUGAAAUGCAGAUUUUAGAGAUAUACAGUACUUAAAUGUUUAAACAUUUAUCAUAGAGGUUGAUUGUGAAGAUGUGUUAAUAUAAGCAUCAUAUGAUAGAGUGAAAUUACAUGUUUGACAUUAACAUCGUACUUAUUAUGUUGUAUCUAUGUAUACAAAUGCAUUUUGUAGAGUAAAGCUUUUUUCUCUUGAAAACUUCCAAGUUGUGUAUUGAAAAUAUUCAGAAUUUUAUUACGAUAUUUGGUAAGAAAUAAUAGGUUAAUAUCAUUAAUUUACUGACAGUUAAAUCUUAUCCUUUUCUUCCCAUAGAAUUGAACAAAUAUUCCUGAUCAUGAUUUUGGGAAGUUGAAAUAACGUAUCAUUGAAAUGUUGGAAAUAGUUGGCUUGUUCACUGCAAGUCAGAUUAUACUCGGCUGCAUUUAAGAAUAGUGUGUUGUAUUACCUACAAGAAAGAUAUGAAAAUGGAGAAAUUCAAAUGUACAUUAUUUUUUGAGGAAGGAAUCAAAACAGAUUUGGAUGUCCUAGAUGAAAUAUUGAUACACUACAAGCAUGAAUCAGUUGUUCAUAUACCAAUAUUGUACAUAUUGAAUUAAUUAUAUAACAUUCAAUGCCUAAUUGUUUUACUGAUAGAAUGGAAUAUGAUUGUUCAUGUUGAUGAUAAACUUUGUUCUGUAAAAUUUUUAGGUGUCUAUUUAUAUAUACCAGAAUGUAAUUUGCACCCUGUUUUUAAUUUUAUCAUUUUUUUUUUACAUUCCUGUUGCAAAUUUCAUUUAUGAAAGUGAGACAUUUGGGUUUUAAAAUAAGUUGUUAUUUUGCUUAAUUUACAAUAAUAUACUAUUUGAAAAAAUAUAAAAAAAAACACUUCACUGAGCAAAGAAUUUUAUUGAGAGUAAAAUUUCACAUUUUUUUUUGUUUUUUAUUAAAUUCAUGUGGAUCAUUUUCAUACAAGUGAUCUGUUGAUAUUUUGUUCAAGAAAUAUUCCAGCAUUGAAGGUCAUUUAGGCCUCUUGCAUUACAUCUUGUAUAAUAGUGCAAAAUUGGUAUGUCAGAAUUGCUUUCUAUAUAUUAUUGUAGCUUUGAUAUGGGGUUCUCUUACAAACACUCAUUAUCUGAACAGAAAACUGAGUGAUAAUAAAAAAGGACAAGUCGUGAAAACCUUCAGAAUGGAAUCACAUGUUAUUUUGUCAUUGGUCAAACUUUUGAUGUAAACAGAGAUAUAUAAGCAGACUUUAAAUUUUCAGUGUCAUUAAUUUGUACCUUUGAGUUCUGUCAUAUAAAGUGUAAACAUUUACUGGGAAAAGUUAAAAAACACACUAAUUUGUCUAUUUUAAGGCAGUGUAUUGUUAUGAUGUAGUUAGUAGGUUGAUAAAACAUAGAAUAAAAAAUUCUUAGUAAUUUAAUGUUAUCAAUAUAGCGUGUACACUGUAUAAUGUUGUGCUUUACUAAUAUUAGGUAAUUUUCUACUGUAGUGUGUGAUUCUUACUCUUGUUUUUUUUAUUUGUAAAAAAAAUAUAUCAAAAUUUCUUUGGGUGUGGUUUGAAUUGCUCUAUUAACAAUGUUUUAAGGUUUGUUCAUUUUGUCUGUGAAAAGCCAUGCUUGUUUGCUGUAUAACAUUUUCUUGGUGCAAUAAUUUGCUAUUUCUAUGAAAAAGAAUUUUGGUGUACCUGAAACUUUUUUGUAUAUUAAAUUCUUUGGCAUCAUAAGUUUUACUUUAUCCCAUUUAGCAAACCUUUGUUUUGAAAUAGAGAUUCAUUAGAAGCCAAGGUGUGAUGGAAAAAAAAUGUUUUGAUGGCUUAUAUUUUGAUACAAAAAAAAAAAAAAAAAAAAAUCAUGCAUUGAAAUCUUGAAUUAUGGCAAAAAGAUAAAAGUAACAUUAUAAUCAAAUCUUAUUAUUUUAAACUGUAUAAAGACAGGAGUGUUAGUUUUCAAGGCUUGUUUAUAUGUUAAUUUUUACACACAUCAUUGUAUCAUGCAUUUCUAUAGAAACAUAUGUUUUAAAUAAAUUAAUCCCAUUUU